GUUAAAAAAUCAAAUCGAAACUAAAGAAAUAUAAAAUUAAAAAACGAGAAAUCCCUCUUCUCUUUUGGAUCAACCGGAGAUCUGAGAAAAUCCUGUCAGUAUUUUCCCCCAGAACACUUUCCGGUGGUCCAAACACUGUAUAACACUACAUUUACUCUGAAAAAGGAAAAAGAAAAAGAGAAAAUCAAGUGUAACAAUGAAUAUUUUCAGAUUAGCUGGUGACAUGACCCACUUGGCCAGUGUCCUUGUUUUGCUCCUCAAGAUCCAUACCAUCAAAUCUUGUGCUGGUGUUUCUCUGAAGACUCAAGAGCUCUAUGCUCUUGUUUUUUCUGCUCGCUACUUGGAUAUAUUUACUCAUUAUGUUUCACUUUACAAUACUUUGAUGAAGUUAAUAUUCCUUGGGAGCUCUUUUUCCAUUGUUUGGUACAUAAGGCAUCACAAGAUUGUUCGUAGAUCUUAUGAUAGGGACCAAGACACUUUUCGCCAUUACUUUCUUGUGCUGCCUUGCCUACUUUUGGCCCUGCUUAUACAUGAGAAGUUUAGCUUUCUAGAGGUAAUGUGGACAUUUUCUCUAUAUCUAGAAGCUGUUGCAAUACUUCCUCAGCUUGUUUUGUUGCAGAGGACAAGAAAUAUUGAUAACUUGACUGGACAAUAUGUUUUUCUCCUAGGUGCAUAUCGAGCGUUGUAUAUAUUAAACUGGAUUUAUCGCUAUUUUACUGAGCCACACUAUGUCCAUUGGAUAACUUGGAUUUCAGGUCUUGUUCAGACAUUGCUCUAUGCUGAUUUCUUCUACUAUUACUUCCAGAGCUGGAAGAACAACGAGAAGCUUCACUUACCAGCUUGAGACAUUAUUAGGCCAAGGUUGGAAGUAGCAUACACGGAUAUGUAGUUUUUUUAUUACAAGGCAAGUUUAUUUUUUUCUUUACCCAUUUAUUGGGUGCUCCAGGAAAGAUGUUAAGUACCAGAGUUUGUUGUCAUUUAUAUGUCACAUGGGAUUUGAACCCAAAUACCAUUCUUUUGUAGCAAGUCUCAUCAUGCAAAUUGUUCAAGUCUUGUGCUGAUUCAUUAUAUAUGGUCUAGUGCUAGUUUCCUCAAGAAAUUAGAUUCAGAAUUAUGUGUCAUGUCAAAAUUUUGGAAUAGAUUCUUUGUUGAUAUAUGUGAUGCUUCAAUGACCUCA
Molecule: messenger RNA, 1177 nt
Organism: Mangifera indica (mango)
Lineage: Eukaryota; Viridiplantae; Streptophyta; Magnoliopsida; Sapindales; Anacardiaceae
Product: ER lumen protein-retaining receptor
Exons: 6
Coding region: 197-844 (215 amino acids)
Biological process (GO): protein retention in ER lumen; endoplasmic reticulum to Golgi vesicle-mediated transport
Cellular component (GO): endoplasmic reticulum; cis-Golgi network; membrane
Molecular function (GO): ER lumen protein retrieval receptor activity
Source: RefSeq, a predicted model, not a curated record